Molecule: messenger RNA, 354 nt
Organism: Penicillium oxalicum
Lineage: Eukaryota; Fungi; Ascomycota; Eurotiomycetes; Eurotiales; Aspergillaceae
Exons: 1
Coding region: 1-354 (117 amino acids)
Source: RefSeq, a predicted model, not a curated record
AUGAAUGUGUCUGUUGUGACCAACAGAAUCUACAACGCUCAUUGCUUCCCAACCUUUGAUGCUGAAAUCCACAAGUAUCGUUUUGGGUUCUCCGCUUCCAAGGCAAGGACUCUUCGGUCCGUGGAAGCGGUGGAGAACUUGGGUGCAUUCCUGCAUAUGGGAUCGACCUGGGUCUUGCAGAACAGUUCCACUGAAGUCUCGUCCGCCAGUGAUAUGAGUCGGAGUCUUCCUUCCCCCCCCCAUCCACGCCAAUCCUCUUCGAGCUUGGCUGGCGUUCUGCCCCUCGUGAGUCGAUGCACUGGUGACCGUCAGCCACGCUCGCUCCCGUUCCUCUCCUCUCGCUUCCCCACCUGA